Molecule: messenger RNA, 696 nt
Organism: Oikopleura dioica
Lineage: Eukaryota; Metazoa; Chordata; Appendicularia; Copelata; Oikopleuridae
Source: the annotation of a GenBank genome assembly
AUGUCAUUUAUCAAAUUUCUUCUUCACUUCUUGCCCGAUGUUUUUAUGGUCUUCGGGGGCGCACUGCCCUAUCUCCCGCAGUACCAACAAAUUCGAGAAACGCGAACGACUGGUUCAUUUUCUAAACAUGUCUGUCUCGUCUUGCUCAUCGCCAACUCUCUCAGGAUUUUCUUCCGCGUUGGCGAAGUCUACGAGACCGCUCUCUUCCUUCAAGCAGUAGUCAUGAUCUUCGCCAUGUUCGCUCUUGUCGAGCUUGUCCCCUGCCUGAAACCAGAGGAGUUCUGGAACUGGACGUAUUUUGUUGAUUACCUCCAGUUCAUGGUUCUUUUUUGGAUCGUUGUUGCAUUUACCACUUAUGUUUUUCUUCACUCACCCAGUUACUUCAAUAUCCUUGGUUUCCUCGCGCUAGGAACAGAAUCCCUUCUUGCCACGCCUCAGCUAUGGAAAAACUACCAGAAUAGUUCAACGACUGGAAUGUCAAUGUUCAUGGUUCUCGGCUGGCUCGUUGGGGAUAUCUUCAAAACAGGAUAUUUCGUCUUUCUGAAUCAGCCUUUCCAAUUUAUUCUCUGUGGCUCAAUCCAAGUUACAGUCGAUUGCCUUAUCAUCUGCCAGGUCUUUUACUACAAAUCUUCAAAGAAAGUCUCGACCGAUCCAGAAGAUUUGACCGCGGUGUUGCUGGAAGAUACUGAGAUUUAA